This is a messenger RNA of Acanthosepion pharaonis, 2742 nucleotides long. NCBI's taxonomy places the organism in Eukaryota, Metazoa, Mollusca, Cephalopoda, Sepiida, Sepiidae. The record is from the annotation of a GenBank genome assembly.
AUGAUAUUGGCACGGGGAGCUAUUUCUUUCUGUCAGUUCACUCCCUUUCCUCUGUCAGAUGUUGCUGGCUUCCUAUUGUCUUCUUUUCUCACUCUUAUUGCCUCUUUCCUUCUCCAAAUCUACAAUGACCUUUUCUUCUUUUCGGUUGAAUGUCCCGUUUCUUUCUUUCUUCCUUCCUUUCCUCUCUUUGUUUCUUUCUUUUUUCAGUUCCACUCUUUCUUUUUGAUGCACUCUUCUUUCUUUCUUUCUUUCUUUCUUUCUUUCUUUCUUUCUUUCUUUCUUUUUCAGUUCCACUCUUUCUUUUUGUUGCACUCUUCUUUCUUUCUUUCUUUCUUUCUUUGUUUCUUUCUUUCUUUCGUUCUUUCUUUCUUUCUUUCUUUCUUUCUUUUUCAGUUCCACUCUUUCUUUUUGUUGCACUCUUCUUUGUUUCUUUCUUUCUUUGUUUCUUUCUUUGUUUCUUUCUUUCUUUAUUUCUUUCUUUCUUUCUUUCUUUCUUUCUUUCUUUCUUUCUUUUUCAGUUCCACUCUUUCUUUUUGUUGCACUCUUCUUUCUUUCUUUCUUUCUUUCUUUCUUUCUUUGUUUCUUUCUUUCUUUGUUUCUUUCUUUCUUUUUCAGUUCCACUCUUUCUUUUUGUUGCACUCUUCUUUCUUUCUUUCUUUCUUUCUUUCUUUCUUUGUUUCUUUGUUUCUUUCUUUCUUUCUUUCUUUUUUCAGUUCCUCUUUCUUUUUGUUGCACUCUUCUUUCUUUCUUUCUUUCUUUCUUUCUUUCUUUCUUUCUUUCUUUCUUUUGCUUUCUUUCUUUGAGUUGCACUCUUUCUUUCUUUCUUUCACUUUUCUUUCUUUCUUUCUUUCUUUCUUUUUUCUUUCUUUCUUUCUUUUUCAGUUCCACUCUUUCUUUUUGUUGCACUCUUCUUUCUUUCUUUCUUUUUUUGUUUCUUUCUUUCUUUCUUUUUCAGUUCCACUCUUUCUUUUUGUUGCACUCUUCUUUCUUUCUUUCUUUCUUUCUUUUUCAGUUCCACUCUUUCUUUUUGUUGCACUCUUCUUUCAUUCUUUCUUUCUUUCUUUCUUUCUUUCUUUCUUUCUUUCUUUCUUUCUUUUUUUCUGUUUCACUCUUUCUUUUAUCUUUCUUUCUUCUGUUGAACUCUUUCCUUCUAUUGCACGCUUCUUUCUUUCUUUCUUUCUUUCUUUCUUUCUCUUUGUUGCACUCUUCGUUUCUUUCCUUCUGCUGUCCUCUUUCUUUCUUUCUUUCUUUUUUCCUUUCUUUCUUUCUUUCUUAAUUUAUUUCUUUGCACGCACGUUUCUUUCUUUCAGCUGCACCCUUUUUACACUCUUUCAUUUUUUCUUUCUUUCUUUCUAUCUUUCUUUCUUUCAUUCUUUCAGUUGCACUCUUUCAUUCAUUCAUUCUUUCUUUCUUUCUUUCUUUCUUUCAACCCUUCUUUCUUUCAACCUUUCUUUCUUUCAGUUGCACUCUUCCAUUCAUACUUUCUUCCUUCCUUUCUUUCUAUCAAACUUUCUUUUUUUCAGUUGCACUCAUUCUUUCUUUCUUUCAUCCUUUCUUUCUUUCAACCUUUCUUUCUUUCUUUUAGUUGUACUCUUUCAUUCUUUCUUCCUUCCAUUCUUUCUUACAACCUUUCUUUCUUUCUUUUUUCUUUUUUUCAGUUGCACUCUUUCAUUCUUUCUUUCUUUUUUCUUUCUUUCUUUAAACCUUUCUUUCUUUCAACCUUUCUUUUUUCUUUCUUUCUUUCAGUUGCACUCUUUCAUUCAUUCUUUUUUCUUCCUUUCUUUCUUUAAACCUUUCUUUCUUUCAAACUUUCUUUCAUUUGCACUCUUUCAUUCUUUCUUUCUUUCUUCCUUUCUUUCUUUCAAGCUUUCUUUCUUUCUUUCAAACUUUCUUUCAGUUGCAAUCUUUCAUUCUUUCUUUCUUUCAAACUUUCUUUCUUUUUCCCUUUCUUUCUUUCUUUCUUUCAGUUGCACUCUUUCAUUCUUUCUUUCUUUCUUCCUUUCUUGCUUUCAAACUUUCUUUCUUUCAACCUUUCUUUCUUUCAAACUUUCUUUCUUUUUCCCUUUCUUUCAAACUUUCUUUCAGUUGCACUCUUUCAUUCUUUCUUUCUUUCAACCUUUCUUUCAAUAUUUCUUUCUUUCUUUCUUUCAGUUGCACUCUUUCAUUCUUUCUUUUUUUCUUUCUUUUAACGUUUCUUUCUUUCAAACUUUCUUUCUUUCUUUCUUUCUUUCAAUUGCAUUCUUUCAUUCUUUCAACCUUUCUUUCUUUCUUUCUUUCAACCUUUCUUUCUUUCAAACUUUCUUUCCUUCAGGUGCACUCUUUCAUUCAUUCUUUCUUUCUUCCUUUCUUUCUUUCAACCUUUCUUUCUUUCAAAAUUUCUUUCUUUCUUUCAUUUGCACUAUUUCAUUCUUUCUUUCUUUCUUCCUUUCUUACUUUCAUCCUUUCUUUCUUUCAAACUUUCUUUCUUUCUUUCAGUUGCAACUCAAGUCUUCUUUUUAUUCUUUCUUCCUCUUUUCCUCAUUCAAUCCAAUCAAUUGUUCUUCUCCUCCCUUUCCUUCGCCUUUCUUCUUCAUAAUAGCCACUCAAUUGCGUACAACGCUCUCUCUUCUUUUUAAAAAAAAACAACCAAUACUAUUCACCCUGGACAAAAAAAAAUCUUUCAAUAAAAGAAACCAUUUUAUUUCAUUGACUAAACAAGAAUCACUUCCUUCUUCAGCAGGUCUUCAUUCAAAGUUACCAUAA